Molecule: messenger RNA, 3444 nt
Organism: Gamsiella multidivaricata
Lineage: Eukaryota; Fungi; Mortierellomycota; Mortierellomycetes; Mortierellales; Mortierellaceae
Product: component of IIS longevity pathway SMK-1-domain-containing protein
Exons: 12
Coding region: 352-3285 (977 amino acids)
Biological process (GO): protein dephosphorylation; DNA damage response
Cellular component (GO): protein phosphatase 4 complex; nucleoplasm
Molecular function (GO): protein phosphatase activator activity
Source: RefSeq, a predicted model, not a curated record
GAUAUGUCAUAUUUCAUAUUCGAUUGAUUUUCGUACCAUGACCACUUGGUACUUCCCUCGUUCUAUCGGCGGAGCAACCGACGCAGCCUACUCCCUCUCCCGCCUUCUAACUCGCUGUUCAUCCUGCAUCCACUUCGACUCGAUCUAAUAGCGUAUUGACGGGUACUCCUAGUCUUGUCUUCGACCGCACACGUGAACACAUCGCUUUCUCGUCCAUUUCGAGCCAAAGGACACGUACUAUCUCAUUCGUCUUCCCUCCAGCCCUGUUCCCUUUUGUUUAAUCUCUGAAUCCUUCGACCUCAGGGAUCCAACACCGCCACCGCCGUCUAGCCUGCUGUGCGUCUGGACAUCAUGGAUCCGCUUGUGAAGAUGCGCGUCAAGGUCUACAAGCUGAGCACAGGCAACCAAUGGAUCGAUCAAGGCACUGGUCGCUGCUCAUGCGAGUUCAACAUGGAUAAAUCCGAAGGAACCCUGAUCGUGCACUCCGAGGACGAGGAGGACAAGAUUUUGCUGAGAUCUCGGAUAAGGGUUGGGGAAGAAUUGUAUCAAAGGCAGCAAGAAACUUUGAUUGUGUGGACCGAGGACGAUGGCGAGGAUCUUGCGCUGAGUUUUCAGGAGGCAGAAGGAUGCGGAGAGAUAUGGGAUAAUAUUAACGACGUCCAGCAGCAUUAUGGCGAGGAUCUCUUUUCGGAUCCAUCAGAUGCUAAUGGUGCAGGGAGUGGCGAAUUUAUCAGUCUUCCGGACCCGGAUAUCUCCAAUCUUGCAGAAAUCGAACAUAUGAUCAAGGAGGCUCAGAAUGGAUUGAACGAAAAGGAAAAGUUGGCUGGCUUCAUCAUUAUCGAUAAUUACAUCGACAAGCUGUUCCCGAUCCUGGAGACAUGCGAGGACUUGGAAAGUCGUUCCGAUUUGCACCUGUUGCACGGCAUUAUGCUUGGAAUCAUUAUGUUAAAUGAUAUCGCCAUCAUCCAGUACAUUCUCAAGGACGAAAUUAUUGUCAGCUGUCUAGGAAUGUUGGAAUAUGAUCCGGAGUUUGGUGACCAAAAGGAGAGUUAUCGGGACUUUCUUCUGAAGCGAUCAAAAUAUAAGCAGAUCGUACCGAUUAACGAUCCGGAGGUGGAGCAAAAAAUCCACCAGGCCUAUCGGUUGCAUUUUCUCAGGGAUACAGUGCUGGCGCGUGUCGUAGAUGACAGUUUGUCCUCAAUCCUGGGCUCGCUCAUCUUCUUUCACAACAUCGACAUCGUAAACUAUAUCCACCAGGAUCGGGCAUUUUUAAAGGAGUUGUUCGGUAUUCUGGAGAACGAGGCAGAACCCUUGGAGCGGAAACGGGACGUAAUUCUAUUCGUACAGCAGUUUUGCUCCAUUGCGAAGACGACACAACUGCCUACGCGGGUAGGCCUUUACCGGACCCUGAGUCAGAAUGGGCUGUUCAACGUCUUCGAGACAGCGUUGUCGGAUACAAGUCCUAGGAUCAAGGUGGCAGGAACAGAAAUACUUUUGUCCGCAAUGGAGCACGACCCGAAUUUGAUAAGAUCGCACAUCGUGAAGCAAGCGAACGAGAAAGCUCCGAAGCAGCUCAUGGACAUCAUUCUAGAUCAGUUUUUGGCCGAGGAGGACAUGGGCAUCAAGUUGCAGUACGCUGAAGUCAUCCGAGUCUUGUUGGAUACCAAUACAAAUCAGGGCGACAGUAUGAUGCACGCUGCACUCGAAGCAAUGCCAAAUUUAGACCCGGAUGCAGACAAAUUCUUGGACCUAUUUUAUGGCCCCUAUGUCGGGAAGUUUGUCUCACCGCUCCUUGGGCUCUCUGAAGAUACGACAACGUUGACCCGCCCCAUGGCGACUCUAUGCGAAAAUAUUUGCCUUAUCCUUUCUUUCAUGGUCCGCAACCAUUCUGUGCGGAGCAAGUACUUUGUUCUUUCGAGUGGUGUCUCUGGCAAAAUUUGCCUGCUGUUAAAGAAUCGCGACCAACACCUUCGAUUAUCUGCGCUAAGGUUCUUUAGGACUUGUAUUGGAUCAAACGACGAAUAUUACCAUCGAUUCGUAAUCAAGCAUAACAUAAUGCAGCAUAUCGUGGACGCCUUACUUUCAACACACAACAAGAAUAAUCUGUUGAACUCGGCCUGUAUCGAAUUUUUUGAUUUUAUCCGUAACGAAAACAUCAAGUCCUUGAUAUCACAUAUCGUACCCUUAUACGGUGACAAGCUCAAGAAUAUUGAGUACGUUAACACGUUCCAGGCACUGAUCCGGCGGUAUGAACAGCAGCAGGAUACGUCCGUGGCGGAUGCAGAGGCAGCAGAGGCAGCCGCAAGCGAAACGAGUUCGGCAAAGCGAGGACCUGCGCAAAAGGCAUGGUCAUCCUCAACGGUGGAUGACGACGAGGAGGCGUACUUUAAUAAUUCCGACGACGAGGACGAGGUCCCGGAUGAAGGCAAGCAAGAGGAUGAUCCGCCGACGUCAGAUCUUAGAAGACGUGUUAGGGGCGAUUCGGACGAGGAUUCAGAUCAUGAUGAGCAUGGAAAGACGCUGUCGACAGAUAUGGAUAAAGAUACGGAGCCCGUCCUCGCAUCCCAGACGACUCCACCGCCGCCACCCUCGCUUUUGCGAAGGAAACUGGUGGAUUAUGAAGAUGAUGAUGACGAUGAAGAAGAUGGCGGUGCAUUUAAUCGGCGCACGAAAUCCUCGCUGCCACCACCGGACAAAAAGGUCAAGCUGGAUGCUGAGGCUGAAGAAAGCGAAGCACAUCGGGACCAUGUUAUGGAAGAAUCUGUGGACUCUCAUGGAACAACAGCGUCUCCAACAAAUGAUGGCUCGAGCCCACCGAUCAAGUUCAGACUGAACAGUCUCCGAAACGGGCGCUCACCCUCGCCCUUGUCGCCUAAUGCGCGGUCCAGAUCGGUUUCACCUUUAUCGAAUACGUUACCACCUGUCGCCAUGCGAACCGGUAUUACGUUUGUGAAGGCAGGAUCCACAGAUAGCGACAGCGGUCACUCGGGCGAGGGCGAGUCUAAAGCUGGAUCGCCCGCGAACGAGAAUGCUGUGUCUGAGGCUGCUAUCCACUUGAGGAGCGAUUUGGCAAGAGACUUUAAGCGGACCGAGGACGAAGAUGAAGUUCUCAGGCGACGAGUGGACGCGCCUGCUGCGAGCAUUGCUUCCGAGGCAUCAGAUGCAGCUUUCCAGGAGGUUGGCGAUAGCACAAAACCGUCGACGAUGGAUAUCCCUGAGCAGGUAUUGACAGAGACUAAGCCCUUGGAUACUGCAACCGCGGAAUCUGCCAACCAUGCGAUAUAACUGAACUGGCCAUAAGACACAGAAAUACCAUCUCGUGAGAAUUCACUUCGUGUUUUCUCUUUUCCUUUUUUUUUUCUUUUUUUCUUUUCUUCUUAUUAUCCUUCACAUGCAUCCGUUACACAUUCUUCCGCUCCUUUGAACAAAACCACAAAAAAAACC